Molecule: messenger RNA, 781 nt
Organism: Aethina tumida (small hive beetle)
Lineage: Eukaryota; Metazoa; Arthropoda; Insecta; Coleoptera; Nitidulidae
Product: protein FAM210B, mitochondrial
Exons: 3
Coding region: 62-631 (189 amino acids)
Cellular component (GO): mitochondrion
Source: RefSeq, a predicted model, not a curated record
UCAAACCAUAGAACAAAAAUAUAACCUAACUUUGAACGUCAAUAAAUUUUAUGUUUCUAAAAUGUUUCUAAGCAGUGUUCUAGUCAGAUCAAAAAGGAUUUUAAAUGAGAAAACCAUAUCUAAUAUUAGAGAUCUCACCUUAAUUAAUUCAACAACAUAUCUAACAAGAUCCAAACAUACAACUCAAAAGAAAUCCCCUUUAUUAUCUUCACAAUUCCACAGGGUUCAUUUGCCAAAACCGCAUUUGUUGUAUUAUUCAACAGACAAACCAAGACCCAAAAAGCCCUCUGAAUGUAAUGGUCAAAUGACAACAGCCCAAAAAUUAAAAAAAGCUGUAACUGAUUACGGCACAACUGUUAUAGUUUUUCACAUAUCCAUAUCACUUGCUUCUUUGGGAACUUGUUACUUCUUAGUAUUAAAUGGACUGGAUGUCGUAGAGGUGAUGAAAUUUGUGGGCGUGAAUGAGGAAAGCAGCACUCACGCAAUGAUCUGCAAUGCUGGAACAUUUGCUGUUGCAUACGCCUUGCACAAAGUUUUUGCACCUGUGAGGCUCACAAUUACUUUGACAACAGUCCCAUUCCUUGUCAACUAUUUAAGGCAGAAAGGCAUUUUAAAGAAACCAAUAAAAUAAUUGUUCAAACAUUUUUAUAGAAUGUGAUUAAUUUUAAAAUAAUUUUGGAUUUUUUUUAUUAUUUUAUACAUAUUUUAAGACUAAUAGGACACUUGUUGUAUUUGAUAGUUAUUUUGUUUAUAUAUUGAUAUUAAAUAUUACAUAUUUUGA